UUGUUCGCACAGACAGAAAAGAAACGCAUAGAGCGAGAGAGACAAGAGAAGAAGAAGAAGAAGGAAACGGGAGAAACUAAAGAGAAGGAGAAGGAAAUGGAUGAGAAACCGAAGUCUGCAAUGGAGGCGUUCGAGAAGCUGGAGAAAGUGGGCGAGGGGACGUACGGGAAGGUGUAUCGAGCAAGAGAGAAAGCCACGGGAAAAAUUGUGGCACUGAAGAAAACUCGUCUCCAUGAAGACGAAGAAGGCGUACCCCCCACCACGCUUCGAGAGGUUUCUCUGCUUCGAAUGCUCUCGAGAGAUCCUCAUAUUGUCAAAUUGAUGGAUGUCAAACAAGGACAAAAUAAGGAAGGCAAGACAGUUCUCUACUUGGUGUUCGAAUACAUGGAUACCGAUCUGAAGAAGUAUAUCCGCAGCUUUCGCCAAACUGGUGAUAAAAUUCCGAGUCAGAUUGUCAAGAGUUUAAUGUAUCAGCUUUGCAAAGGCGUUGCUUUCUGCCAUGGCCACGGUGUUCUUCACAGGGAUCUUAAGCCUCAUAAUCUCUUGAUGGAUCGCAAGACAAUGAUGCUUAAAAUAGCUGAUCUUGGACUUGCCAGAGCAUUCACCGUGCCAAUCAAAAAGUAUACCCAUGAGAUAUUAACCCUUUGGUACCGAGCACCUGAGGUGCUUUUGGGUGCUACGCAUUACGCCCCUGCAGUUGACAUAUGGUCUGUGGCGUGCAUAUUUGCUGAAUUGGUGACCAACCAAGCCCUGUUCCCUGGGGACUCGGAGCUGCAGCAACUUCUGCACAUUUUCAGACUGUUGGGAACUCCGAAUGACGAAGUUUGGCCAGGAGUUAGCAAGUUAGUUAAUUGGCAUGAGUACCCACAGUGGAGCCCGAGGCCUCUGUCCUCGGCCGUUCCAGGGCUGGAUGAAGACGGGCUGAAUCUUUUAUCCGAAAUGUUGCAGUAUGAACCUGCGAAAAGAAUUUCGGCAAAGAAAGCCAUGGAGCAUCCCUACUUCGAUGAUCUCGACAAGACUUAUCUCUGAAAUUAUCAUCACCCCUUAGGACUCCAACAGGGAAUUGGAUGGAAAUUAGCUUUGCUUGCUUGCUUGCUUUUCUCGAGCAUAUUUGAUCCCCUGUUUUUGUUAUUGACAUUAUCUUCUACUAAUGAUGGCCAAGUGAUCGUGUGUGUGUAGGAUAUAUAGGAAAUCUAUUAUGGUUUCCUUGGAUUGUUUACAUUUUUAACAAUCGAAUCUAUUAGGCUUUGUUAUGAUAUAUGAUAAUCAUCGUUUACUGCUGUUC
Messenger RNA from Andrographis paniculata, 1285 nucleotides. Its product is annotated as cell division control protein 2 homolog D. The record is from RefSeq and is a predicted model, not a curated record. The coding region runs from base 97 to 1029 and encodes 310 amino acids. Gene Ontology annotation, cellular component: cytoplasm; cyclin-dependent protein kinase holoenzyme complex; nucleus. Lineage: Eukaryota; Viridiplantae; Streptophyta; Magnoliopsida; Lamiales; Acanthaceae. Gene Ontology annotation, biological process: protein phosphorylation; G1/S transition of mitotic cell cycle; signal transduction. The transcript is spliced from 8 exons. Gene Ontology annotation, molecular function: cyclin binding; ATP binding; cyclin-dependent protein serine/threonine kinase activity.